AUGUCGGAAGCAGCGCCGCAGACCGCCAACAAAUUCGUCACCGAGCUCAAUCCAAAGGGCAUCAAGCCAUGCUGCGCAUGUCCCGAGACAAAGUCGCUGCGAGACGAAUGCUUCUUCAAGUUCGGCCACAGCGUCGAGGAGCACGGCGAGUCGGCACGAAAGUGCGAGGAUCUGGUCAAGAGGCAUCGAGAGUGCAUGGCCUCGCUAGGAUACAAGGUCUAG
Molecule: messenger RNA, 222 nt
Organism: Kalmanozyma brasiliensis GHG001
Lineage: Eukaryota; Fungi; Basidiomycota; Ustilaginomycetes; Ustilaginales
Product: Cytochrome c oxidase copper chaperone
Exons: 2
Coding region: 1-222 (73 amino acids)
Biological process (GO): mitochondrial respiratory chain complex IV assembly
Cellular component (GO): mitochondrial intermembrane space
Molecular function (GO): copper ion binding; copper chaperone activity
Source: RefSeq, a predicted model, not a curated record